AGCAAUAGAAGGUGUUCAAAUAUGGAGAAAGCAAUUCAUAGACAGAGAGUUUUGCUUAAACAUCUACAACAAAAUCCAUCACAUUCAUCUUUUCAUCUUCAAUCCACUCAUCUCUCAGCCUCAGCCUGUGUUGCGGGCAAAUCUUCAUAUGGGAAAACUGAUGCAUCUGAAAAUGAUGAUAAUGAUGUGGUUAUCAUAGCUGCACACCGAACUGCUAUUUGCAAAGCAAAGCGUGGUGGCUUCAAGGAUACCCCUCCGGAUGACCUACUUGCUUCAGUUUUGAAGGCAGUAAUAGAGAAAACAAAUGUGAAGGCAAGUGAAGUUGGAGACAUAGUUGUUGGAACAGUGUUGGCUCCUGGAGCUGACAAACUUGUUGAAUGCAGAUUGGCAGCCUUCUACGCUGGUUUCCCUGGCAUUGGAGCAGGAUUGGAGUAUAUGACUCAAGAUAGUAUCAUUACAACGAUCCGUAACAGUAACCCAAAAGUGGAAACCUUGGCACAAGCCCAGGAUUUUCUUCUUCCAGUGGGAAUUACUUCUGAGAAUCUCGCACAACGUUAUGGUGUCACAAGGCAGGAGCAAGACCAAGCUUCUGUUGAGUCUCACAAGCGUGCUGCUGCUGCAACAACAGCCGGUAAAUUCAAAGAAGAAAUCAUUCCUCUUCCUACUAAGAUUGUUGACCCAAAAACUGGAGAGGAGAAGAAAAUUGUAGUGUGUGUUGAUGAUUGUAUCCGACCAAACACAACUCUGAUGGAUCUUGCAAAGCUUAAGCCUUCGUUCCAAAAGAAUGGAUCCACCACAGCAGGGAAUUCUAGCCAAGUUAGUGAUGGUGCUGCAGCAGUGCUGCUCAUGAAGAGAAGAGUGGCUAUGCAAAGGAAGCUCCCUAUUCUCGGAAUCUUCAGGAGUUUUGCUACUGUUGGAGUAGACCCUGCUGUCAAAGGGGUUGGUCCUGUUUAUGCAAUUCCAGCUGCACUGGAAUCUGCUGGUCUUGACCUAAGCAACAUUGAUUUGUUUGAAAUUAAUGAGGCAUUUGCGUCUCAGUUUGUUUAUUGCUGCAAGAAAUUGGCACUUGAUCUCAAAAAGGUGAAUGUCAAUGGUGGCGCCAUUGCUCUUGGGCAUCCUCUGGGAGCUACGGGUGCACGUUGUGUUGCAACUUUACUGCAUGAAAUGAAGCGUCGUGGCAAGGAUUGUCGCUUUGGUGUAAUCUCAAUGUGCAUAGGGACAGGUAUGGGAGCUGCUGCUGUGUUUGAAAGGGGAGACACUUGAAGACGCAAGCCUAGCUAGACAGAGAACACAUUUCAAAUCUUUCUAUUUUGAAUUCAGUUUCAAUUGAAAGGUUCUACAAAUAAAUGGACUCAACUUUAAAUGCUCUAGGGGAAACUUAGAACAUUAUAUUCAAUUUUCCAUGUAGAGAAAAGUUAAAUAAAUAUAUAUUUAUGUAUUCUCUUGACUCUUGUUGUAAAUACUUGUUCU
Arachis duranensis is the source of this 1470-nucleotide messenger RNA. Its product is annotated as 3-ketoacyl CoA thiolase 1, peroxisomal-like. Bases 22 to 1263 code for a protein of 413 amino acids. Gene Ontology annotation, biological process: phenylacetate catabolic process; fatty acid beta-oxidation. NCBI's taxonomy places the organism in Eukaryota, Viridiplantae, Streptophyta, Magnoliopsida, Fabales, Fabaceae. Gene Ontology annotation, molecular function: acetyl-CoA C-acyltransferase activity. The transcript has 13 exons. Gene Ontology annotation, cellular component: peroxisome. The record is from RefSeq and is a predicted model, not a curated record.